Molecule: messenger RNA, 2336 nt
Organism: Eurypyga helias (sunbittern)
Lineage: Eukaryota; Metazoa; Chordata; Aves; Eurypygiformes; Eurypygidae
Gene: SLC4A11
Product: solute carrier family 4, sodium borate transporter, member 11
Exons: 14
Biological process (GO): monoatomic ion homeostasis; monoatomic anion transport; transmembrane transport
Cellular component (GO): basolateral plasma membrane; plasma membrane
Molecular function (GO): solute:inorganic anion antiporter activity
Source: RefSeq, a predicted model, not a curated record
UUGCACUAUAAAGUCCCUUCAGCGACGUCAUGUUUGCAUCAGUCGCCUGGAGAGGCCUCAGAACUGGGGUGAAAACUCCUGUGAAGUGAGAUUUGUGAUACUAGUCCUGGCUCCUCCUAAAAUGAAAAGUACCAAAACAGCCACAGAAGUGGGCAGAACAUUUGCCACAAUGUUUUCAGACAUCACCUUUCGACAGAAACUCCUAGAAACCAAAACUGAAGAGGAAUUCAAGGAAGCCUUAGUCCACCAACGCCACUUGUUGACAGUAGUGAAUCAGAGACCCUCAGCAAUGAGUGAUGGGCACAAGUCGCAUGGUCCCAAGCCACUCAAGUUGCACGAGUUUCUGAAUGUUGGCAAGGGGAUUUCUGAUGACAUUGCACGAAGAUUUCCAGUGUACGCUUUGGACUUCACUGAUGGUGUUAUAGGAAACAACAAAGCUAUAGGAAAAUACAUCACAACUAUGAUCUUUCUGUAUUUUGCCUGCCUCCUUCCAUCCAUUGCAUUUGGGUCACUUAAUGAUGAAAAUACCCGAGGAGCUAUAGAUGUGCAGAAGACAAUUGUUGGCCAGUGUAUUGGAGGGCUGCUUUACGCGCUGUUUUCAGGGCAACCUCUAGUUGUACUCCUAACUACUGCUCCUUUAGCACUCUACAUCAAUGUCAUCCGAGGAAUCUGUGAUGACUACAACUUGGAUUUCAGUGCUUUCUAUGCCUGGAUUGGACUGUGGAACAGCUUUUUCCUUGUGAUGUACUCCCUCUUUAAUUUCAGUCUUCUGAUGAAGCUCUUUAAAAGGUCAACAGAAGAAAUAAUUGCACUUUUUAUAUCCAUCACGUUUGUGCUUGAUGCCUUCAAAGGAAUUAUUAAAGUUUUUAAGAAAUAUUACUACCAUGGGCGCACAGGAGACAGUUACUUGGAAAAAGCACGAACUGAUGCUAUUCCAAGCCUCGGCAUCAAUACCACCUUCUUGAUGAAUUCAUCAGUGAGCAGAUCCAUGUCCCUAGAGAAUCAAACAGGCACUCAUGAUGUGCAUUAUGGACGUGAAACUGCCGUCCUUAGUCUCAUGUUGAUGUUGGGUACCCUUUGGCUUGGUCAUACGCUCUAUCAGUUUAAGAAAAGCCCAUAUUUGCAUGCGAGAGUACGUGAAAUUCUGUCCGACUGUGCCUUACCGAUUUCAGUUCUGACUUUCUCUGUUGUGGGUUCCUAUAUCUUCAAGGAAAUUGAAAUGUCCAAAUUUAACUACAACCCAUCUGAGAGCUUGUUUGUGCUUGCCCCAGUCCAGUCCCUCUCUAUCGGGUCAGUGAUGAGCGCCAUGGGACUGGGGUUUCUCCUGUCAAUGCUCUUCUUCAUAGAGCAGAACAUUGUGGCAUCGCUCACAAAUGCCCCGGAGAACAGGUUGGUGAAGGGAACAGCUUAUCACUGGGACCUCCUGCUCGUUGCGCUAAUUAACACAGGGCUAUCAGUCUUCGGCCUCCCGUGGAUCCAUGCUGCCUUCCCUCACUCCCCAAUGCAUGUCCGUGCCCUGGCCUAUGUGGAGGAAAGGGUUGAAAAUGGACACAUCUAUGAGACGAUUGUGAGUGUGAAGGAGACACGGCUGACAAGUCUAGUGGCAAACUUCUUGGUUGGCCUCUCGGUCCUGCUCCUCCCUUUCCCUCUCCAGUGGAUCCCAAAGCCGGUCCUCUAUGGCCUCUUCCUCUACAUUGCGUUGACCUCCAUUGAUGGGAACCAGCUCUUUGAAAGGGUGGCUCUCCUGCUCAAGGAACAGACUGCUUAUCCUCCUACACAUUACAUUCGCAGAGUGCCCCAGAGGAAGAUCCACUAUUUCACAGGCUUGCAGGUCCUGCAGCUCCUCAUCCUCUGUGGUUUUGGCAUGUCACCAUUGCCCUACAUGAAGAUGAUCUUCCCGCUCAUCAUGAUAGGGAUGAUCCCUAUCAGGUAUAACCUGCUCCCUAGGAUCAUUGAAGCCAAGUACUUAGAUGCUAUGGAUGCAGAGCACUAAACGGGGUCCUCCGCACACAGAGCAGCGAGCACAGUUCUUCCGGAGUUGAAAGGCGGCUUUGCCGAGGCGUAGAACAAUCUGUCUGCAGUUCUUUCUUUCACCACUUUCUUUCUGCUCUCAUAUGGCAUUGGUAAUGCGCACAUAUCAAAGACCGACUGAGCGUUGAAGUGUCAGACCAAAACAGCCUUGGACUUGGGAGGCCGAUGCUCCCUGGAGCUGUGAGACAAGCAGGCUUUAUGGAAAUGCAACUUUCCACAUCCCAAAACCGGAAACCCCAAAGAUCAGCAUGUCCAUACAGUUGGAGCAUACAUUCUCAGAGUUGUCAUGUGUUCCCUUGUUUGAG